Molecule: messenger RNA, 1218 nt
Organism: Phalaenopsis equestris
Lineage: Eukaryota; Viridiplantae; Streptophyta; Magnoliopsida; Asparagales; Orchidaceae
Exons: 5
Coding region: 1-906 (301 amino acids)
Source: RefSeq, a predicted model, not a curated record
AUGAGAAAAGCGGCGCCUCUAGCGGCGGCGGUGUGGCGGCGCCGCCGCUUUCACGGUGUCUCGUUCCCUCUCCCCUUCCCUUCUCCUCACCUCAUGACAGCUGACUUCAUCGGCAGCGGUUGGGGCCGCCGAUUGACCACAGCCCACUCUCGCAAUCCCUUCGCGUUUAUCUUCUCUCAGAAUCAAUUCUUUAUCUCAAGGCAUAGUUCCACUUCUCGCUAUCCCCUCCAUGGACGAACUGAGUCGGAGGAGGAAGAUUGGGGUGUUGAAUGGGAGGAAGAGGAAGACAGAGAGGCUGGGAUUGGCGAUGGAGGGGAUGGAGGGGGAAUUGUGUUGGGAGAUGAGAAGUGGGGUGAAAAAGCACUGUUUUUGGCUCGUGAGGUUCUUCUUAGCUUUGGGGAUGAUUUUGCUAUUUAUGCGUUUAAGUUGUCUGAGAAGGGCUACAUCUAUGUGAGAUUGGAUAAGCUUACGAACAGAUUUGGGUGCCCAGACAUUGAGGAGAUUGAAAACUUCAACAAUCUCUACAAGAAGAGAUUAGAUGAGGCUGGGAAAGCUGGAACAAUACCUGCAGAUAUGGCUCUUGAGGUAUCAUCUCCAGGAGCUGAAAGACUCCUCAAGGUGCCCCAAGAUUUAAGUCGCUUCCAAAACAUGCCUAUGUGGGUCUGCUAUCUGGAAGAGAACCAAAACCUCAAACUCCACAAGGAAACCACAGAUAAAGUUCUCGUCCUCGAAUCGAUUGACAAAGAGUCCGAGUGCUGCGAGUUCAAGCUUGCUGAUGUUAAGGAGAACAGAGCCAAGCUCGGUAAAGGCAGGCCCUUGAACAAGAAGCUGAAAGAUUGGAGAAUCAUUCUUCCAUUCAAAUCCAUUCUUAGAAUAAAACUCUAUUUAGAUUCAAGCAAGUUAUAAACAUAGUUCCACCUGAAAACCAUUCCCCCAAGAAUCCCGACAGUGCCGUCGGCCGCCCUUCUAAAAUAAGCUCUGCAAGGGCUGUUCCGGUGGCCGGCAUGGCACCUCAGCAAUGCCGUCCUUCAUUGGGCUCGGCACUAUUAUGGCAAUCUGAUGCAGCAUUACAGUUGUUGAUUCUAGAUCGCUGAUAAUAUUUUCUCUCUUUUGGGAGCCCACAUAUGUAGACUUCAUUUGUUUGAUAAACUUUAAUUAAGGUUAUAUGUUUCAAAGCUUUGGUUAUAUGUGAAUGAAAAGUAGGGGCAUUUGCCUACA